Messenger RNA from Acaulospora morrowiae, 285 nucleotides. The record is from the annotation of a GenBank genome assembly. Lineage: Eukaryota; Fungi; Glomeromycota; Glomeromycetes; Diversisporales; Acaulosporaceae.
GAACCAAUGAUGCCACUUAGUGAAGACUUAAAGAAAAUAGCAGAAAAAGAAAGCAAGGAUGUUAAUAAUAAACGCCAAGAGGAGAUAGAGAAAUCCACUUAUAAUGAGAUGAUAAUCAAGAAAGAAAAAGCAAAUAAACACCUAAACAAAAUAAUAACCAACAACUCCAGUAAAACCAUAAAAGAGGAAACCAAUAGUAAUAAAGCCCAAGCAGCCAAGGAUAACAAAAAAGAUAAUAAUGAAUAUAAGUUACAACUUAUCCUAAGAAAUAUAAAAGAAAGAUAA